AAAAGCUCGAAAAAUGGGUCGAUCCAAUUCUCGAAACAGACCCAAAUUCCAAUAAUCCAUUCUCUUCUAUUUGAUUUCCAUUUCCAUCAGCCCAAUCAGCAAUCAUACCAAAAACGCCCAACCCACCAACAUACAUACAAUACCAAAAACGACCCGACCUCGUUUUCUUCGUGCCAGAAAACCCAACGCGCCUCCUUCUUCCUUUGUCCCAGAAACGUCGCAUUAAUUCGGAUAAAACAGAGGUUUAUUUCUUUCGGAAAUGAUGAAAAAUAGAGAGCUAGUUUUUAUUUUGUAUCGAUUCUUUGCUUGUUCGAGUUAAGCACACUGUGUUGUAGAAGCUUCACGGUCAAACUCCCAAUGCUCUGAAGAAGAAGCUAGCUUUAUGAUGGCUCCUUGGUGUGAUGUUCCUGCAGAACUUGUUGAAAGAAUCAGUAAAUUUGUGGAGAGUCAUAUUGAUAUCCUUCGAAUUCGUGCAGUAUGCAGUUCAUGGCGUUCAGCACUUUCUCCUGGUUUUAAAAUCCCCAAAUCUGAGUUUCCCAUCAAAUUACCCUACGAACCGCCUUUUCCCCACCAACCCAUGUUAUGUACAAGUGAUUUCAAAUCACAUUUUUAUUUAAUCGAAAGCAGUGUUUAUCUUAUCCAACUUCCUCAUCCUCCUCACACAGGCUGGUUGGUCAAGAUUCUAGAAACAGGACCCGGAAAAUUUAAGAUUUUGAAUCCUCUAACCAACAGAGUGAUGGAUAAUUUGCCUGAUACGACGAAAUUGAAUUUUCUAGAUUUUCGUGUUUCUCAAGUUUGUAAAUUCUAUCAUGUGCAUUGGGACUUAAACUACUACAUACAUUGUAUGCUAGGAUAUGAAUUAUUUAAUAAAGCCUUGCCUAUUUGGAAUGAUCAAACCAAUCAGUUUUCUAUAAUGGCUACUAGCAUUUUUGAUCACUUAUUGUGUGUUAAAUCAGGGGAUGACAAAUGGACUACCUUGGAACAUCCCACUCAUAGUAAGAUUGUCGAUAUUAUUGUUUAUAAGGGGAAUUUUUAUGCUGUUGAUACUUAUGGACAGACCAUAAUGUAUGAUUCCUCUUUGUCUAACGAUCACACCAUCGUAUCUUCCACAUUAAAGGUGUUUAACGAAUGGGGUACUAAGAAACGACUAGUCGAAUCAGGUGGGGAGUUGUUUCUGGUUGAUAUGCUUUUAGAUACUGAUGUUAAGACAAAGUGGCAUGGUUCUCAACCUUCAUGGAAAAGUCCCAAAGAAAUUAAGGUAUACCGGCUUGAUGAACAACAACAUGAGUGGAUUGCAGUGCAUACAUUGGGUGAUCAAAUUUUCUUUGCUGGUGAUGACUGUUGUUUCUCUGUUUCUGCAUCAAAUUUUGGUGAUCACUACUGCAGAGGAAACUGUAUUUACUAUGUGAACGGAGGUAUAAUUGUGGAUAGGAAAUGUUAUCCGUCAAAGUACUACGCAUACGACUUUGAAGAUCAUUUGGUAUCUGGUCUUAGCGAAGAAGUGAAACUUAGAUAUGAAGGAUUAGAUGGUCAUCACACAGGUAUCUUUAGCUUACAAGAUGGUAAACUUGGUUCAUUGUUAUCCUUCAUCGAAUAUGCAGAUAUUUUCUGGCCACCACCAUCUUGGAUUUUUACUACUGACGAUCAUCAGGCAGAGUUUUGGCACUUUGUAAUUGAUGAUAGACAUGUAAGGUCGUUUAAUGACACGCCCUACAUGAAGAAGGUUCCGUUUCACAGGAUUAAGGCCUGUGUACACAUCACCCUUCCCGGACUUCACUUGGGCUUACACUGUGUAUGUCAGUACCAAAUUUAAGUUGUUUCUGGUUGAUAUGUUUUUAGAUACUGAUGUUAAGUUGCAGAACAAUCAAUCCCAUGGAAAUACCGGCUUGAUGAAGAACAACAUGAGUGCAUGCGUUAGGUGAUGAAAUUUUCUUUGCUGAUGACAAUUGUUGUUUCUUCAUCAGAUUUUGGUGAUCACUACUGCAGAGGAAACUGUAUUUACUAUAAGAAUGCAGGAAAUAAAGUUAGAAGAUAUUUUGUGGCCACCUCCAUCUUGGCUUUUUACUGACGAUGCCGAAACUAUUUGAUAAGCUGGUGUGAGGAUGAGAAGAAGCUUAAUCCUAGACAUGUAAGGUCGUUCUAAAAGCUAGCUUGAUACUUAACUUGAAAUAUGUUUGAAUUUUAGUAUUCCUAUUUAUUCUAAUGAGCUGAAGAUUUCGAUUCUUUGUUUAUGAAACUCAAUGUCUUCGAUACUC
Molecule: messenger RNA, 2255 nt
Organism: Solanum pennellii
Lineage: Eukaryota; Viridiplantae; Streptophyta; Magnoliopsida; Solanales; Solanaceae
Product: F-box protein SKIP23-like
Exons: 3
Coding region: 383-1813 (476 amino acids)
Molecular function (GO): protein binding
Source: RefSeq, a predicted model, not a curated record